Messenger RNA from Mesorhabditis spiculigera, 561 nucleotides. The record is from the annotation of a GenBank genome assembly. Lineage: Eukaryota; Metazoa; Nematoda; Chromadorea; Rhabditida; Rhabditidae.
AUGCUGGUCGUCGUCGUCUCCCUCGCUGUCUUCGGGGCCACACUUGCCAUCAACCCCAAUCUACAAUGCGCUCCUGGAGGCAGCGUUGGACCGUGCAACGCGACUUGGCCCUGCGCGACUCCGAGCACCGUUUGCCUGCCGAUCGGCGGCGGCGACUUCGGAUGCUGCAUGCAGAACCAAACAGUCCCGGUUUGCCCCGGCUGCAAGGCCGGACAAUCGACUGGAAAUGGCAGCCCCGGCCAGUUGGUGUGCUGCCCCUCGGACAAGCUUGCCAGCCCCAACUUCAACGUCCACUGCGCUGCCGGCAAGACCAAUGGACCAUGCGGAAGCGGAAAUAGCUGCACCAUCCCCAACUCGCUUUGCGUCCCCACCGAGUACGGUGAUGGCUGCUGCGCCGGUGACGACAUCGUCGCCGACUGCACCCUGACCGAGCCCUACUGCCCGUACAGCGCCGAGCUUGGACCCUGCAUCCCUGGACUGGGCUGCCAGAGCGGCGCCCAGUGCGUCAACUCGAUCUUCAGCGGCCAGGCCUGCUGCCCUAACGGAUCCGUCAUCACCCCC